This is a messenger RNA of Cynoglossus semilaevis (tongue sole), 340 nucleotides long. Its product is annotated as glutamate receptor-interacting protein 1-like. Bases 24 to 335 code for a protein of 103 amino acids. Lineage: Eukaryota; Metazoa; Chordata; Actinopteri; Pleuronectiformes; Cynoglossidae. The transcript has 2 exons. Gene Ontology annotation, molecular function: protein binding. Gene Ontology annotation, biological process: neurotransmitter receptor transport, endosome to postsynaptic membrane. The record is from RefSeq and is a predicted model, not a curated record.
GUCACUCGUUCUCCCCUGGCUCCAUGUCGGCCUACAGUCUCUCGUCCCUCAACAUGAGCACCGUACCCAGGAACAUGUAUCCCACCAGUCCCCGGAGCACACUGAUGAGGAGGAAAAACAAGAAGAAAGACUUUAAGAGCUCCCUGUCUCUUGCGUCCAGCACUGUGGGUCUUGCCGGUCAGGUCGUCCACACGGAGACUACGGAAGUGACGUUGCUUGGCGACGGCAUCAUGGGGUUCGGCCUGCAGCUGCAGGGAGGAGUGUUCGCCACUGAAACGCUGUCGUCGCCGCCGCUCAUCGCCUACAUUGACCCCGACAGCCCUGCUGAGAGGUAAUUGUA